GGCUGACCACUCUGCUGCAAGACUGAAGCUGUGGGGACUGAAGAGGAGGUCUGCGUUCAGUAAAGAGGGAGGGUUCAAGAGACGAAGAGAAGGAGGAGGAGGAGACAGGAACAAAAAGAAGCCAGUGAAGCAGAGAGAGACAGAGAGAAGGAAGUAGUGAUACAGAUGAUCACAGACUGCUGCCGUUUAAAGAUGGAUUUAACAUUUCUUCAAACUCUGGAGAGAGAAAGAGUCCUGGAGGUUCUUCGGAGAGACCAACAGCUGCGUACUAUUGAAGAGGACAGGAUAAGGAGGAUGAAACAUGACCUCCAGGAGCUUCGGAGGAGAGGUGCGAAGAGUUUCUCCCGGCAGUACGGUGAGCGGACCUGCGCUCGCUGCCAGAGGCCUCUGGGAAAACUGUGGAACUCCGGAGCGGUGUGCCGCGGCUGCAGCCACCGCAUCUGCAGCCGGUGCCGCGUGGGAGCGGAGGACUGGAAGUGCACGGUCUGCCACGCUUACAGAGAUGUCAAGUUCAGGUCUGGAGAGUGGUUCUUAGAGGAGAGGGCUAAGAAGUUUCCUUGCACCACAGACAAAUAUGAGAUGGUUGGAGACAAACUAUUAACGACCUACAGUGUGUUCAGUCACAUAUCAGUAGUGCCUCCGACUCCUCCGCCCUACUUAUUAUCAGAUUAUGCGUUUCUGAGCAGACAUGGGGAUUUAAAAAACUCAAAACCUUUUACCAAAUCUAUGGAGGAUCUGAUGGAUUCCUUCACCAGUCAUAUUAAAAAGAUUUCCACCUCUCAGAACGAUGUGCGAGGAGACCUGCUGAGUGUGGACAACGACCAGAGAGACUCCAAAUUGAGCACCCAGAAGAGCCUCUCUGAAACUGACAUCAGCAAAUCUAGCAGGCUCUUUAAAGGCCCCAGUCUUCCAAACCUGUUCAAGAAAAGCAAAGACAGCGACCAGGAGGGCUCGUCCACCGGGGCGGAGGAAGAAACUUCCUGUGGUUCUGAGUACUCCGGAGGAAAGAGAGGCAGCAGCUGCAGCAUCCUCAGCACAGACUGCCUGUUGGAGAGCGUCAGCAUGGACGGAGAGCUGGAGCUGGCUCUGUCCUACAGCAGCGACUCGUCCUGUCUGGAGAUCACCGUCGGGUGCUGCAGAAAUCUCUCCCACGGAGAUGCCAAGAAGAAGAAGUGCCACCCGUACGUCAAACUCUGCAUGCUGCCGGGAAAGAGCGGCAAAAUGAAGACGACAGUCAAGAAAAACAUGACGAAUCCGGUUUAUAAUGAAGUAUUCAAGUUUCCCAUAGAGCGCCACCUGCUGCUUGGAAAGAGACUGCAGGCCUCUGUGUGGCAUUCAGGGACCCUGAGAAGGAAAGUGUUUCUCGGUGAGGCCCUCUUCCCGCUGGAUGGCUGGAGGUUUGAGGACAAGACUUCCCAGAGCUUCAACUGGUACCCACUUUGUCACAAGGCUUCAGAGGGAAGCGCUGUGGAGCGACACGGAGGAGAAGUGCUGCUCAGAGUCAAGUUCUCCUCCUCCGAGCAGAGGGAGGUCAUGCAGCUCAGCUCCUUCAAGAGUCUGCAGGAGAAAGACACACGUCGGCAGAUAAUAUAACAUGUGAUCAUAGUUUAAUAACAACAUAUAUCCACUUGAUUAAAGCCUUAAAUAUUGAGAAAGAUAUGAUAUGAUAGUUGUCCGUUUUGCACAAAAGUUGUUUAACUUCCAUUUUUGUUAAUUUAUUAAUUAAUUUAUUGUUCUUUCUUUUAUUUCGUCCCUUACUUUCUGAAACCACAGAACGCAUUGUACAUCUUUUUGUAAUGUUUGUGAUAUUGGGCUUAAUAAAUUAACUUGAUUAAAGCUGCCUUGAUUUAACACCA
This is a messenger RNA of Gymnodraco acuticeps, 1856 nucleotides long. RefSeq names its product synaptotagmin-like 3 (gene sytl3). The record is from RefSeq and is a predicted model, not a curated record. Lineage: Eukaryota; Metazoa; Chordata; Actinopteri; Perciformes; Bathydraconidae. Gene Ontology annotation, molecular function: small GTPase binding; neurexin family protein binding. Bases 166 to 1593 code for a protein of 475 amino acids. The transcript is spliced from 13 exons. Gene Ontology annotation, cellular component: plasma membrane; exocytic vesicle. Gene Ontology annotation, biological process: intracellular protein transport; exocytosis.